AUGGCUUUACCUCAUCCCCCUCCUCCUAACCUCCAUCCUGGACAAAAUUCACAGCAGAUUCCUUUCGGUCACAUGCAAGGUGGACAAGGUGGGCAGCCUAUGCAGGGUCAACCUACACACGCUCAGCAGAUGCAGAUGCAGAUGGCCGCUGCUGCUGCAGGUCAACAACCUGCAGGUCAACCUUUUCCUAAUGGUCCUCCUAAUCCUCAUCAAUAUAGCGUACGACCACCUCAAGCCAACAUGAAUGCAGCUGCCAUGUCUUCUCAGCAAGCUGCAGCACAACAACAACAGCAGCAGCAGCAGAUGCAACAGCAACAGCAGAGGCAACAACUCGCUCAGCAAGCUGCAGCCGUGCAAGCUCAACAGCAACAACAGCAGAAUCAACAGCCCAGGGCUGUAGUCCCCCCUUCUCCCCAUCAUCCCUCGCCUUCUCCCCAUCUCGCCCACCAAGGAUUUCCUGGAGGUGUUCAUCCUCAACAUUAUCCCCUUCCUCAACCACAACCUCCAGGUGGACCACAACAGGGUAUGCAACCUGGACAAUCACCCGUUCCAGGUCAGAUGAGGCAACCUCCUCCUCCUGCUCAUCCUCAUCCUCAGGCUGUACGUCCACCACCUCAACAACCCGGUAUGAACCCUCAACAACAGCAUCCGGGGUAUCAACAGCAUCCAGGACUACAACCUCAGCCAGGAGGUCAACCUCAACAACCACCUCAACACCUCGCUCAGCAACCCGGUCAACCUCAGCCUGGGUUGAACGGAUUAGCAGCAGGUCAGCAUAUGCAGCCGCCUCAGCAUGCUGGGAUGGAACAUCAGGAUGCGUAUGCGAUGUCGAGAGCGGGUAGCUCGGUUCAGAGUCAGAUGGGUCAACGGUCAUGGGAUAGCGAGAGCAUGCUCAAGCUGUAUAUUCAUGAUUAUCUAGUCAAACAUAAUUUUCCAGCGGCUGCUGCUCAGUUCAAUGCGGAAGCUGGAUUGGCUGAACAAGGUGUACCGAUCAAUGUUCGAGAGGGAGUAUUGCACGAGUGGUGGUGCGUGUUUUGGGAUGUUUUCAGCGGAGGGAAGGGAGCACAGGGAGCUAUGAAUCCAGCGAUAUACAACGAGUCAAUGACCCGAUUACGGAAUAUUCGGAAUCAACAGCUUGGUAUAGGACCCAGCGGUUACAUGCAACAACAACAGCAGCAGCAGCCUCAGCAACCUCAACCUGGCCCUUACCCUGCUGGACCUCAACAAGGUCAACCGAUAUCGUCCCAACAAAUUCUUAACAUGCGACAACAGGCUCAGGCGGCCGCUCAAGCCAAUGGUAUGACUCAGCAACAAGCUGCUCAGAUGGUCCAACAGCAGAUACAACAGCAGCAACAGCAACAGCAACAGCAACAGCAACAGCAGGCUCAACAAGCCGCACAGCAACAUGCGAUGAUGCAACAACAAGCUGCUCAACGAUUCGCUCAACCUGGACCAUCUGCUGCUUCUCCUGCUCAGAGACCCCCUCAAGCUGGGCAUCCGAUAUAUCAAGGUCAACAGCCUCAACCUCAGGCGCAACAGCAACAACAACAACCAGGCCAACCGCAUCAUGUGGGUGGACUACAACCACCUCCAGCACCUCCUGGACCAUCACAUUCACCUGUCGCUCCCUCCCCUCACAUGAUGCAGCAACCUCCUCCUGGUGUUAUGCCUUCCCCUCAUCAGAAAAACAUGCGUCCGCCUCCUCCGGGUAUGAAUGGUCAACAGCCUAAUCCAAUGAUGCGAGCUCUCACGCCUCAGCAGCAGCACGCGAUGGCUCAGGCUCAAGCUCAACAAGGUCAAGGUCAAACGCAAGGUCAGAUGCAACUUGGUCCAGGUGGUCAACCCCUACAAGGAUUUGCUCAUCCUCAGAAUGGUGCUAGUCCAGUCAACGGCGGUCAACCACCACCUCAUGGAGGACAGCAGCAUAUGACUGCCGCUCAACAACAACAGAUGUUACAGACUCAAGCUCACGUCCAAGCUGCUCAACAGCGCGCGCAGCAUAGUUUAGCUGAAGUUCAAGCUAUACAAGCCCAGCAGCAACAACAACAUCAACAGCACCAGCAGCAGAUCUUGGCUCAGCAGCAAGCUCAGCGAGAGCAGCAGGCUCAGAGGGAUCAAGUCUUCUUCAACCAGCAACAACAGAUCCAAGCUACCGCUGCUCAGAUGUGGGGACAUUUGGGUAUAGGUCCGAUCAAUACCCAGAUCAUGAGUCAGAGUGCUCAUCAAGUUGGAUUGGGCGGUAAGAACCCUCAAGAAAUGGAUGACAGUGAGAAGCAACGCCUGAUCAAUCGAUAUCGAAUGACGAUAGCUGAGAAUCAACGUCGAGCGAUGAUGGGUCUGAAUGGACAGGCGAUACAGCCUGGACAGAUGGGUCAACAGGGUCAACCUGGACAACCGGGUCCAGGACAACCACAGCAACAGGGACCGCCCCAGACUCCACAGCAGCAACAACAGCAACAGCAGCAACAGCAGCAACAGCAGUAUCUUGCCCAACAGCAAAUGAUGCAAGCUCAGGCUCAGGCUCAGGCUCAAGCGCAGAGUCAAGGUCAGGUCGGACAAGGUCAGCCUCAACAGAUGCAAGGGCAAGGACCUCAUGCGAGAGUAGCGAGUGGUGCCAUGCAGAGACCCAACGGUAUGCUUCCGUCCUUUGACGGAGUAGCGAUGCAGGAAACCGAUUCGAGCGCUUCCAACUCUGGACCUCGAGGUGCCUCACCACCUGAUCGAAAGAGGAUGCGACGUAAUUCCGGGUCUGCUGCACCUAGUCCAUUUCCUGGGAGUCAGAGUGCUCAGACACCUGUCAACUACAAUCAAGGUAUGACUCCUCAAGCUUCAGCUAGUACACCUCAACAACAAGGAUUUGGCGGUAUGUUAGCAGGAAAUGAGGCUCAAUUGCAAGCUAUGAGACAACAGCAGCAGGAAGCCAAAAUGGCUUACGAGAAGAAGAUGCAUCAAGACCAAGCUCAAGCUAUGCGUCAGUUGGCUAAUGGAUCAACAUUACCACCUGGAUUCCAACCUCAUACACCUAUUAUGUCUGGGAAUUCUAUCGAUGCUCCAUCGCCUGCUCAACCACACCCUAACCAGCAGGUUCAAGCGUCCCCUCGAAAUCCACCUCAAUCUCAGAAUCAACAAAUGAGCAGAGAUAGGAAUCAGAGUAAAGGUGUGGCUGGAACGAUGUUACCCCCUCAAAGUCCUGCUAUGCCCACUCAGAGGACUACUACGCCCAAACCUGGUACGGCGGGUCAAGGGCAGGUGAAGACGGCUCAGACGCCUAAAUCUGCUAAAGAGGAGUUGUUGAGAGAUGCAGUUGCUACACCGAAAUCACAAUCACUCAACCCAUCGCCCAACAACGCCAUAAUAAACGUGACAGAUACGAAUCUACCCACUGGAUCUACACAUGGAUUAACCCCUUCGCCGCCAUCUGCAACUACGACUAAUACACCUGCUACCAUUUCCCUGAACGGUUCAAGUACGAAUACGAACACGUACAGCAAUAACAACAGUAGUACUGGUGCGGGAGAUCUGAUGGAUUUCAGUUUACUUGGAAACACCACAGGUGCCGGUGUGUUGGGUGGAUUGGAGGGAGGCGAUUUCGAUGCUUUGGCUGCAUUUGGAGAAAACUUUGAUUUUGGAAUGUACCUCGCUGGAUUGGAAGAAGAUGGAGAUGGUGGGGAGGUGGGAUUGGUCUGA
Messenger RNA from Kwoniella botswanensis, 3687 nucleotides. RefSeq lists its product as uncharacterized. Gene Ontology annotation, molecular function: protein binding. NCBI's taxonomy places the organism in Eukaryota, Fungi, Basidiomycota, Tremellomycetes, Tremellales, Cryptococcaceae. The coding region runs from base 1 to 3687 and encodes 1228 amino acids. The transcript is spliced from 7 exons. The record is from RefSeq and is a predicted model, not a curated record. Gene Ontology annotation, cellular component: nucleus.